UAAAUGGGGGAUUCAUAGAAUUCAUUGAAGAAGGAGCAUUUGAAGAUUUAGGCAGUUUAGUAACUUUGGAUAUGUCUUAUCAACAAAUUAGUAGUCUAUCCAAUCAGACAUUCUUUGGCUUGAAGAAUGUGAAAAAUAUUUAUUUGCAGCACAAUAAAAUAUCAUUCUUGAAUGAUUUUCAUCCAUUCUUGCAUACGCCUAAUUUAGAAACUCUUGACCUGCAUUCAAACAAAAUUGUUAAUAUACCUAGUCAUAUAUUCAUGAAUUUGAAUUCCAUUAAUACCAUCCAUCUAAAAAAUAAUUUUAUUCAACCUUGGGAUGAAGAACUUUUACCGAAAACUUCAAAUUUUACUACUUUUAUAGUAGCCAAAAACAAGAUUACUCACUUUACAAGCCAAAUGUUCAGUGACGUCAAGCAGUUGGAGUUCUUUGACUUUUCCGAAAAUCCUAUAAAUUGCUCUUCUUGUUCUACCACAGAAUUACAAACUUGGAUGAAUCAAACAAAUAUCUCAAUCUCGCAACUAUCUAUUGCAGAUAAAUAUACGUGCAAAGAGCCUUCCUCUUUGAAGGGAGUUUAUAUACUUUAUGCCGAUUUAUCUUCUGUUUUAACACAUUGUCUUCCAGUAGAAUAUGAUAUUGCAAAAGUUCUGUACUGUACGUUUGUGCCAUUGUUCGUGUUAGGUUUUAUCGCUGCUUUUGUUUGGUAUCAAUGGAAAUGGAACAUCAGAUAUGUAAUUUUUCUUGCUCGUUCCAGAGCGAAGAAAUGCAAAGCUAAAAAAACAGCAGAUCGUUAUGCUUUCGAUGCCUUUAUUUCGUACUGUGAAAAAGAUUUACCUUGGAUUAGGAAAGAGUUGGUUCCGAAUAUUGAAGACGGAGAACCAGAGAUUCGUUUAUGUUUGUCUGACAGGAAUUCGAUGCAGCACAUCCACGAUGGACAAUGUUGCGGCAGAUAUGAACAGAGUGACGACAGUUCUGUUUGA
Molecule: messenger RNA, 980 nt
Organism: Stegodyphus dumicola
Lineage: Eukaryota; Metazoa; Arthropoda; Arachnida; Araneae; Eresidae
Product: toll-like receptor 2 type-2
Biological process (GO): inflammatory response; immune response; toll-like receptor signaling pathway
Cellular component (GO): plasma membrane
Molecular function (GO): transmembrane signaling receptor activity; protein binding
Source: RefSeq, a predicted model, not a curated record